GUCAAACGUUAAAAACAACAGUACUGAAUUUGCAGCAGAGGUAGGGUUACCAUAUUUUUGUGGCUUCAAAGCGGGACGCCUCCGGAGACAACGACCCCGUAACUGUUAUUUUGUAACUUUACAGUUUCCAAUUCUACUACAUAGGCCUACAUUUGAAGCCAUCCCGGUUGUCUUCAUUGCCCAUAUUGUACUCGAGAGUUCAUUCGCAUAUUCUCUGUCCAAAUAUCGGGUUCAGUUCGAAACAUAUAAGGGAAUUGACGUUAACGAAUUACAAAUAAUCCGUACGGAUAAUUCAAAUUUUCACUAAUUUGUAUUGGUUUUACAUGCGAUACGUUAGCUAACAAUGUAACCGGAAAACAAAGCAUUCGACUACAGUAAGUAGGCGAGCGUUGCGCUACACAGAAACAACAGUAACGAAUACACGUACGUCUAUUAAGCUGAAUGGCUGAACGCCAAAGCGGGACAUUUGGCUGACUUGUCGGGACGGCGGGACAAGACGCUAAAAGUGGGACUGUCCCGCCUAAAGCGGGACGUAUAGUAAGCCUAAGCAGAGAAUUUCAUCACUUUCUGGAAUCUGUUUUCGGACAUGAAACAUUUAUGGAUGCAAACCAUGUCUGUAUUUCGGGAGAUCGGAUUAGUGGAAACCGAACUGAAAAUAAUCGGUAACAAAUUUUGGUUUCUUCUUGGUAUGAUAAAAAACUUAAUAAAAGCAUCUGAAAUAGAAAGGAAGAGAAUACUGGAUGAUCUUUCCUCAAAAGUGAUGAUGAAAUUCCAACAACUCCAGAAUCCCAGGGACUGCAUGGACACUCAGCUACUGAUUUGUAAAAUAAAUACCGAAAUAGGCUGUGGAUUUGGCUGUGAGACUCACUCACUCAUCGGCUGCAUUAUGAGGACUCUUAGGAGUCAACGGACCCUAAUUUAUAUUAGUAAAGGAUGGAAAUAUGCUAAACAUGGUCGAGAAUAUGCAUUUGUUCCGUUGAACAACUGCUCGACACGGUCAUCUACUGAAUCAUAUGAUACCGCAGAAGAUACUGGAAAUGCAACAAUCAUCAAAACAGACUCAAACGCAUUUCAAGAAUGGAUUUGUUGGUCUAUUCCACGUCAGUUAGCACCUACUUUGCAAAAAUACCAUGCAGAACCAUUUCUUUGGUGGAUCGGGCAAUUGAUAAAAUAUGCAAUGAAACUUCACCCAUGGAUGGAAGAAGAGUUUAACAACAUCAUAACGCGUAUAGAAUUCACAGGCCCUGUUGUUGGGAUACAAAUUCGUAGGGGAGAUAAGUUAAAAGAUUCGGGAGGGUUUCAUGAGAUUGAUGAAUACAUGUUCUAUGCUGAUCAAUAUUUCAACAAUUUAAGGAAGACCAAUAAACAUAUUCAACCAAAAGUAUUCCUAGCUACAGAAGAUGAAUACGCUUUGCCAGAAUUGACAAUGAGGUGUGUCGCGCUGCCUAGGAGGUAAUGUCAUCAAAUCGUGUCGACGCGGCGACUCAAAUUCAGUCAUCAGAUACCGGGCAUCGACUGAAGAACAUUCUUUACGCUUCAUGGAGUGCUACAGCUGACCAUCACCCUAUUAAAUCCGAGGAACUUGAGUUGCAAAAAGGUGACACGGUGAAAGUGUCGAAGUUUUAUCAUGAUUCGUUAAACGAUGGAUAUGUAUUGGCACGUAAUCCGGCUAGGGAGAAAGGGAAAAUCCCAGCCCACAAGGCCCGUGAAGAACUAACUCUUUUAGAUUUCCCUAUAUUUGAGCAGUAAACGUUAUUAACUCUCCGUUCUAUUGCUAAUUAGCAGCUUCUGUCUGAAUUCGAUGAAAUUUUAAGGGUCAUAUUUCAUGGAAUCACCGAAGCCUUGAAAUAUA
This is a messenger RNA of Styela clava, 1852 nucleotides long. The record is from RefSeq and is a predicted model, not a curated record. NCBI's taxonomy places the organism in Eukaryota, Metazoa, Chordata, Ascidiacea, Stolidobranchia, Styelidae.